This is a messenger RNA of Trichechus manatus latirostris (Florida manatee), 2466 nucleotides long. RefSeq names its product TAL bHLH transcription factor 1, erythroid differentiation factor (gene TAL1). The record is from RefSeq and is a predicted model, not a curated record. Gene Ontology annotation, biological process: regulation of transcription by RNA polymerase II. The transcript has 4 exons. Bases 1 to 795 code for a protein of 264 amino acids. Gene Ontology annotation, molecular function: DNA-binding transcription factor activity, RNA polymerase II-specific; RNA polymerase II cis-regulatory region sequence-specific DNA binding; protein dimerization activity. Lineage: Eukaryota; Metazoa; Chordata; Mammalia; Sirenia; Trichechidae.
AUGACGGAGCAGCCGCCGAGCGAGGCGGCCUGCAGUGACCCCCCGCUAGAGGGACGGGACGCGGCCGAGGCCCGCAUGGCCCCCCCGCACAUUGUCCUGCUGAACGGCGUCGCCAAGGAGACGAGCCGCGCGGCUCCCCUGCCCGGAGACGGCCGCAUGGUGCAGCUGAGCCCGCCCGCGCUGGCGGCCCCCGCCGCCCCGAGCCGCGCGCUGCUCUACAGCCUCAGCCAGCCGCUCGCCUCGCUCGGCAGUGGGUUCUUUGGGGAGCCUGAUGCCUUCCCAAUGUUCUCCACCAACAACCGUGUGAAGAGGAGACCUUCUCCCUAUGAGGUGGAGAUUACUGAUGGUCCCCACACCAAAGUCGUUCGGCGCAUCUUCACCAACAGCCGGGAGCGGUGGCGGCAGCAGAAUGUGAACGGGGCCUUCGCUGAGCUCCGCAAGCUGAUCCCCACGCAUCCCCCAGACAAGAAGCUCAGCAAGAAUGAGAUCCUCCGCCUGGCUAUGAAGUACAUCAACUUCCUGGCCAAGUUGCUCAAUGAUCAGGAGGAGGAGGGCACCCAGCGGGCCAAGCCUGGCAAAGACCCAGUGGUUGGGGCUGGUGGGGGUGGCGGUGGGGGUGGUGUGCCCCCAGACGACCUCCUGCAGGACGUGCUUUCCCCCAACUCCAGUUGUGGCAGCUCCCUGGAUGGGGCAGCCAGCCCAGACAGCUACACAGAGGAGCCAGCAUCCAAGCACACAGCCCGCAACCUCCAUCCUGCCAUGCUGCCCGCCACUGAUGGAGCUGGCCCUCGGUGAUGGGUCUGGGGCCACCCAAGGGACCAGCUAGGAGGGUGCCCUUAGGCCACCGGGAUGGUGGGCUUCAGGGCAGGUGGUGCAAGCCUUGGGCAGCUCUGAAGUGGGCAAUGGACUUGAUGACCUUUCCUUGAUGUCUGAACUUUGGGAAGCCCUAACUGACCCUGGGGCUGGCUUUUCUGUUUACUGCCCCUAUAGGAGAACAAAAAAUGGAGCAAAGUGGUAGGUACUUUUUAUGAAGACGGCACGGUCUUCCCUUUCCCCAAAUCCCUAAGACUUUCCAAGUAAGAGGCUCAAGUGUCACUGCUUUCGGCCUGGAGUUUGGGAACCCUGUCUUUGUUGAGACCUGGGGUUGUCAGCUCUCCCCUGAGGCAUCCACCAGCCUCUGCCUUGUCUUCAGCCCUUCCCAUGCUGGCUGGGGUGGCUUGUGUGGCCACUUCUAUCCAGUACAUAGGUACCCAAUAGCUGUCCAUUUCUUAAGCCCCAUCUUCACCCAGGCUUAUGCUGAGCCAUCUAGCUUGCCAGCUGCUGCAGACAGUCCCAAGACUUCAGGUGCCUUCCUCAGGGCCUGGUUGAGGAAGACGGCCAGUGGACAGCCUGCUCUUGGCUAGCUGGGACAGAGGGACAGAGAGUCCAGUAGCCCUUACUCCUUGCCCUGGGGAUCAAAGCUCUGCUUCGUCCCCACUGAGACUUGCCUUCCUGAUCCUUGUGGCUGUGGGGACUGAGUCUGCAGCCGUGAGUGUGCCCUCUUGGGCUUUAUGUGAAGGCAGAGGAAGGGCUCUGGGAAAAAUGAUAGAGUGAAAUGGAGCAAAAGAUAUUUUGGGCAUAUGGGCUUCAAAUCCAGCUGGCGUCUCAGAGUGACGUGCCUGUAUUCUCGGCUACACGUCACUGUUCGUGCUGGUGGGCAUGUGCCAGGGUGCUGAUGGCAUACGGUGGUGCUGAGUAGAUGUAGCCGUGUCUGGGCAUUCUCCUAGAUGCUUAGAGGGACCACCCUGCUGCAGGAUGUCUGUUUGCUUGUGGUCUGGUCUAUGUCCUGAAUUGAGCACAGACUCUGUCCUAUUAAUUCCUUGAAUUUGGAUUUUUGUUUAACUUUAGUUAUUGUUGGGAUCUUUAGGUCUCGAUAUGACCCAGGGUACAGCCCCACUUCUAGGGCUUGUGGAGUCCAAUCAGAUACGAGGCCCUGGCUGAGACCCAAACACGUGUAUAUUCACUUGGUCGAAUCUUUAACAUCGCUUGACAGUGCAGCUUUCAGUCAUCAAGGGUGUAUAUGCAAGGUUGGCUUCAUGCAAUAGGAGGGCCCCCCCAAAAAAGUUGUACAUGAAAGUUUUUGUAAAUCACAUCUUUACCCUUCAUCUUUUAAAGAGAUGCAACAGCAAGUCCUUUUGUAAAAUGAAGAAUCCUUUUGUAGAGUGGAUCACUACCCCCUCGUUUAUCUCCUGUGUCAAUCCAGAUGGUAAAAUGUGGUCUUCAUAAGGCUAGGCCUGCCUGUAGCUUGCAUUCCAAGUCCAUGGAACCAACUGCACGAAAGCCCUAGAUACCUGUUAUUGUACCCUCAAGUCUCCCCCAGCCCUCUCCCACCAGGUCCUGCCUUUGAGGUCAGAGGAAAAUGAUUGUAUGGCCCUGCCCUUUUGUUCAAGAACCCAUCACUCUGGCUCUCGGGAAAGCCCCUCACAC